AUGGAGUUAUUUUUCUUAGAAGCUGAACAUGAAGGGAAAACGAUGCUUGAAGAAGCAUCUUCAUUGGGACAUUUGGAUUCAACAUUUCUCCUGGGAAUGAUGUUGAUGGUUGAAGGGAGACAUAGGAAGCAGGAAGCUUUAGACAUAUUGAACAAUGCUUACUGCAGAGAAAAUGGUAAGUUGAAUCUUAGAGCAACUUGUUCUAAGGUUCAUAUCCCCUUAAAUAGGGAGGGGAGGAAACUUGUACACUUCCAUGGCUUCUGUAGAUCUUGUGCAUUGCAUAAGUCUGUAGUUAGUGUGUCAGACGCUUUUGUGAAUGGAUACAAAUGA
Messenger RNA from Lactuca saligna, 330 nucleotides. The record is from the annotation of a GenBank genome assembly. Lineage: Eukaryota; Viridiplantae; Streptophyta; Magnoliopsida; Asterales; Asteraceae.